Messenger RNA from Zea mays, 1724 nucleotides. RefSeq lists its product as uncharacterized. Lineage: Eukaryota; Viridiplantae; Streptophyta; Magnoliopsida; Poales; Poaceae. The coding region runs from base 630 to 1301 and encodes 223 amino acids. The transcript is spliced from 6 exons. The record is from RefSeq and is a predicted model, not a curated record.
UUACUUAUCCCGAUUCAUUUGUGUGUCUAGAUUCAUGUGUUUUCUUCAAGAAUUUAGUGUAUACUUUAUGAUCAUGUAUGACAGCUACUUAUUUGAGUUGUUACAUGUAGAUCCCUACAACACCAAUUAUAGUUGGGGAAGGUGAACCUCCUCCCUCUUGGGAUCCGGUACCAACUCCAAAAGCUAUGGUUGGAAAAGGCUCCCCAAGGUUCAACAUGAGCAGUUCCCCAAAGCUGCGUAGGUAUAUUCCUACAACAAGUGCUACUAAAAAGAAGCCUUCUCCUAAAUGCAGUGGGGCAAAAAAGAGUGGAGGUUCUCCAAGAGUAGUGAAACAAAGAGCAGAUUGGAAUCCAGGACUUGAGAGAUCUCUUGUUGAUAUUCUCCAUGAAUUUAAAGAUAGUGGGUAUAGAGGUGACAAUGGUUGGAACUCUGAAGGGUGGAAUAGGAUGGUUAAGGAGUUUUAUGUGAGGAACAAGUAUGUCUCCUUUACAAAGGCUCAGAUUCAGGAUAAAGAAGGUCAGUUGAAGAGAGACUACAAGAUGCUCAAAGCAGCAAAGCAACAGAGCGGGUCAACCUGGAAUGAGAAAAGGAAUAUGGUUGAAGGACCACCAGCUUUGUGAGAGAAUCUCAUGGUGACAUUUCCUAAAAUCAAGAAGUUUAACAACAAUAAGGCAACCUUCCCGCUCUUUGAUGCUUUGGGAAAGCUUUAUGAUGGACACUUGGCUGAAGGGACUUGGAGUUGCACUUCUCUUGAGGCACCGCAAGAGGAAGAACCGAAUGAGCAACUUCAGGAUGCAGAAGAUGGACCACAAGGCUUUGAUCUGAAUGUUGUUCAUGAUGUAGAUGAUGAAGUUGAUGAUGCACUCACUGAAAGGAAUGAAGAUAUGCUUCAAGGAAGGGCUAAUACUCUGUCACGAGAUGAAGAAAGUGGACAGCGAAGACCUGCUACGUCAAGAAACAAGCAAGAAAAGGAACCAAAGAAGCCUAGAAAGACUGAUAACAUAGAAAAUAUGAUGAACAAAUACCUAGAAAUGAGGAGCAAGCAAGUAGAAGAUGAAGCUGCAAGAGAAAAGGAAGCAAGAGAAAAGGAGACAAGAGAAAAGGAGGCAGCUCAAAGUGAAGAUUUCUCCAUCAAAAGGUGCAUAUCAGUUCUGAACACAAUGGAAGAAGUGACCAAACUGGAGAAGGCAAAAGCAUAUUCAGUCUUCACCAAGAGCAAAGAGAAUAGAGAGACUUUCAUAUGUGCAUGUGAAGCGGAUCAAGAAUCAGCUUUGAUUUGGCUAAGAAAUGAGAUGGCUUAGUAGGUUUGGGUGAUCAAUCGGUGAUGCUUAGCACAUCUGGAGGUUUCUUAUUUUGAACUGACAUGCUUAGUUCUAAAGUGAUGUUUCUUCUUAGCACAUCUGUUCUAUCUCUUAGCUGUUGAAGAUGUCAGUCUAUCAAGAUUGUUCUUUGCGUUUGUUGGCAAGACUAUAAUUUGCCUUUCAACCAUGUAUGUUGCUGCCGAACAGGGCAAAAUUGCUGGAGCUGGAAGCGUUCCAGUUGGAUUACUUCUUGGGCUGGAAAGAGUGAAAGACCCGGAUGCACUAAAUUCUGGCCUGGAACAGUUACAGCUCUGGAAUUAAUCCUAUGCUACCGAACGGCGCCUAAAUGAAUAGCAUUAAACUGGAAAGUUGAAGAGGACUAUAUCUAGAACUUAGGCUUGAUCGACUGAGAGAAACCUUGAA